GUCAGAAGUUGCAUUUCAUAGAGUUUACAUGCGACGUCCCUCUACACAAGUUUACCCAUGAAAGCAGUGUGACAAAAAACUAACUGUUCAUUUCAAUGGAAAAAGCUGCAUAUAUACUUGUAACAAACAGAAGACUAGACGGUGUGAAUAGUGCACACUUGAUGCUAUUUUGGGGGAUUAAAAAAAGAGUACAGUUACAAAAAAUAACUCAUGGAUGACUUUUUUGACUGUCAGAAAAACCACAAACUGUUUAUUGUGUAGACUGAAACUCAAGAUGCAUGCAAGACAGUUGAUUGUUCACGCAGGAAAAUUAAGGCUUUGUGAAACUUUAUCAGAGAGCAUAGAACUUGUACCUUUAUACUUUACUUAUGUGAACAUGAAGUGCAGUAUUUUACAGUGUGCUUGUGUUUUGAGUGCAUACGUUUAAUUUUUGGCAGUGAAGAACAGCUUGCUUAAUGAUCUGGAAAUGAAUAUUUUAUCUGAAAUGUGAAGGACUGAAUUCCCGCUCAGUCCAGCACUUGAUUUGACAAAAGUGUGCAGAAUCGAUGUCACAGCACUGUCAGGACAAGUUAAUUCAGUAUUAAUUUAAUGUUCUUGUGACACAAAACAGCAACAACUUGUGGAGAUAUAUCUUCCCCAGUGGUUGGAUGAUUCUACAAAAUGCCGAUGCUAAGCAACUCUGUACCCCACUCCCCGAGGACAUCGUCUAAUGGUCAUGUGACUUAUGGUGUGUUUUGUCUUGUUGGCUGUGAUAGGUUCGGUGUCCAGCCCAGGAACGGCAUUGUGGUGAAAGUGUACGAUGGAAGGGUGUGGCCUGUGACGGUGUUCGGAGAUGUUUACAUCACCACAGAGUUCACAGCCCAGCUGGUCAUCCACCAUCUCCUGUCCAGUUCCUUACCCAAGAAGCAACUGGUCAAGUACACACUGGCUGUGGGGACCAGUCAAGGCAAAAUUCAGCGAUUUCUCAAUGACGUUGAACAGCCUGUUAGAGUGUUGCAAGAUCCUCAGUUAAGAUCAGCUGACGACGUCUGCUUUCUGAUCGUCAAGAAACCGAAAGCCGUGAAGAAGCCUAUGUUCCGUUCCUUAUCCUGGGCCAGUAUUAACAAAUCUGCUUCAAGGGAACAAAUGAAUCAAGGCGAAGGAUUGUUCUCAACGGAUGGCAGAAAACAGAAAAAAUAUAGACUCAAGAAGAAAAAAGAUGGUAAGAUAACCUCAUCCGAUGCCCAAGGAAGCUCUGACACUACAAGUAGUGAGGAGUACCUACACCACAUAGGGAGCAACUUGACGUCCACACCAAUCAAGGGAGGCAACUUCACUUACUCAAACAGACAUGAUAAACUUGUUAAAGGUGCAUCACACAGCAAUCCAUUGACGUUUUCAAAUGGCCAGUCUACAAAUGCUAAAAUGCAGAGUGGCAAUUUUGCACCAUCUGGAAUGCCCCAGAACAGCAGUUUGACGUCAUUUUAUAGUUGUGACGAUAUACGUAAAGCCGCGCCACCCAGUUCCGAUUCAGAAUCCGAAAUGUCGUCCACAGAAAUUGUGGAAGAUCCGCACAGGAGCCAACCACCAAAAUAUUCAGACCAUAAAUCUAGUCUUGCCCAAGAGCAACAAGAGGCAGAAGAUACGCUGUCUGAUUUGCAAGUUGUUCUUCGGACACGUAGCCUCGGCGACCUGACAACGAAUCAGGGUCUGUCCUUAGCUGCAGCACCCUCGGGGCUGCGAGAAAGUUGGCACGAAGGCGAGGUGCAGGAGCGGUAUGUCCGCAGUGCUGGAAGUUCACGGACAGUCAUUGUGAAUCCACCCACGCUGAAGAGAGACAUCCCACGACAGCGCCCCAGCCGGCAGAAUCGCAGGAGCUGCGUUGCAAGGAUUGAGGACAAGGAAAACCAUGAUUACCUGGAAGAUUUCUACGGACGAAGUCUUCAGAAGACGCCACGGCAGCGACGGAGUUUGCCACAGAUACCUAACAACGACAUUGAUGAGAAGAAGAGACGCUUCGCAGAGCUCAUGAUGCGGCGCUUGACAGUAUGCAAUGGGGAAAUCGCGACAUAUUUGCAGGACUCAAGCCAGUAUACGGGAAGCUUGAACGAAAUUCGUGAUGGCAGAUACAUCAGUAAUGCUCAUAUUCAUUUGACACCCAGUGACAGCAUGAACUCUCAGCCAGAUUUAUCUCCCCCUAGUGAUCAGGAAUUUGACCCCCAAAAUCGUUACCAGGGGUCACCAGUGCCCAUGAUCUCUACCCCCAGGUCCCCGGAGUCUCUCUUGCGGGGAGGCUACCCACAGAACAGUGUUCGCAGGCGCACUCCAGAUCCUUUUAAUGAUUCGCCCAACAUGCAGCGAAUACCUGUAUUCCAGGAGAGAGAAACGACUCAUACGCCGCUCAGUCGCAUUGCAAAAUCAGACUCGCGCCAAUAUCAAAUGCCUCGGUCACGUGUUGCUUUAAUCGAUUCCCAGACAGAUCCGGAUUUUCACUCCGAAAGACCCCCCAGUUACCAUGGCAACAACCACCAAAUUUACCAAGGAAAUGGUGGCCAUGAUUACCCAGUAGAUUUUAAUUACAAAAGAAGGCCAGGGCCAAAUUACUCUGGGAACUACGCAUCUGGUUACUAUGGAAAUGAUGGACAAAAUUACCAAGGAAGCAGAGAGUCUCUUUACCGAGGCCGUAAAGCUCAUAGUUACCAUGGUAACAUAACCUCAAAUGUUGGUGGUAAUAAUCCUUAUGGAACAUUACCUCGAGGAAUCGUGAAUUCUGGGAAUUAUGCCCUGGAAGAUUUGUCGCAGUUUUCGACGUUCCCUAGAUCUGAUAAAAAUAGUAAUAGUAAUGGUAACCAUGGACAGAGACCACCGGUUAUCUCCCCUGGCAAGCCGCUCAGUGACACUGGCAGUGAUCCAGGCCAGACGAACUUAAACUCACGCGGGAGCAUGGUCGAUUCUGGCUACGGUACAAAUGGAGAGUCAGACUACGGGUUUGUUCCGGGUCGUCCUCUUCAUCCCCAGAAAGUGUAUGCCAAAGAGCAUCAUGGUAAACUCAAGCAAAGCAGUAACGAAUUCAACAAAAGCCCUGACGGUAGUUUUGAGCGAAACUCGCUAGAAUCUCCUCCAGACCCAGUGACAACAAACCCGGCUCCGUCCUUCCAUCAGUUACUGAGCGCAUGCAGUAUUCAUGCCGUGCGGCUGACGUUGCCUCCGAAAAAAGUUGCGGCCGAUUUGAUUCAUAUUCAUGAGGACUCCAUAAAUCUGCCUAACCCGCGGCACAACAAUGGGGAUAAAAUUGGAGACAGCCCAAAAGGGCGUUAUGCCUUAGGUCUGGGAGGACCGGGAAGUGCUUUCCGCCGUGUGAGGAGUAAUAUACGGGAUGUUAAAUGUUAUAAUCUGGUGUCAGUGGAAAACAUCAACAAAAACUGCCAGCCCAAGCAAGGGGAGGUUACCGUGGAUAAAGGAGAUUUCCUCAUUGAGAUUAAUGGCCAAGUGACUCUAGGCUUGGACUUCUCCACAGUUCUGUCUCUACUGGAGUCUGUGCAAGGGGGACAACUAGAGCUUGUGGUUGCCAGAAGAAAGCCAGCAGAACGGAUCCCAGAAACUUUAUCCAGUGAAAUUUCCAAGCUGCGGCAACAGUGUGCCUAUUUAAUUACCGAAGUGAAAAGCAAGGAGCAGAUAAUUACGGAUUUAUCGACAGUUGGUCAUGAAGAAUCUAGUCCUCGGCAGUCCCAGAGCCUCACUCUGGAUCCACCAAUCAGCAGGCAGGAGACCUACUACACGUGCGAACUCAGUGAGGACGAAUUCAUUGUUUAGUGGAUUUUACAACAUGUUCGUUUAUAGUGGAUUUUACAACAUGUUCGUUUAUAGUGGAUUUUUACCUCUAUUCAAACUUAUCAGAAUUUUCAUGGAGAGUUUUCAGUGAUGCAGAUUUUAAAGUUAUCAAUUUUUUUGUGGCAUUUAUAGUGAAAUUGUGCUGUUUUUAUUUGGCACAAAUGGAACAGAAUUAAAGAGCUCUGCAGUUUGUGUACAAAACCUGUGACCCUGUGUCAACUGUGGAUGACUUACAUGUGCCCACAUGGAACUAUGAACUGUGCUGUAACCAUAGUUAUAUCAUAUUCUGAUGCCUGAUAUGGAGCUGCUGACUUACAUUAAUAGGGGUGGACAAGUUGUUGUUUCUAGAUGUCCAAUGCAUUUAGGCUGUGGUUUAUUGUUGUUGUUUUUUUUUUUUCUUUCUUAUUUAUGUCAUUAAUUUGCAUAUCUACCACAAGAUAGAUUUGCCUCAUUAGACAUUGUGAUAAGGGUACCAAGCUGCCAUGUCAUGUAUGUGUAUAUUUCAAUCCAAGUGUGAAAGUUUUCUCAUGAUUUUUGUGUGAAUGUUUCAUGAAUUGUAUGCAGUACAUACAAAGUUGAUCUUUCAAAAAUGUGGCAUAGCUCCUGGUUGGUUGAUUGCUGGCAUGUGAUAUGUAGAAAAUGUUUGAUUACAACAAGUGGCUUACUCCUUUCUUCUUAAUAUAAGUAGUAAUUUUGAAAGGGGAGUGCCUGCAUUAGAAUCACUGUUGGGGCUUUUUGUUUUAAAUGCCAUUGUAUUUUGGCAAAGUUAGAAAGCAAGGGUGAUCCAUGGUGUAGUAUUAGGAAGGGUCAUUGUCUUCAUUCAGAAAAACACACUCUUCACUUUUAGUUCUCUAUCACGUUAUUUUAAACAUAACAAAAUUCUUUGGUUGGACGAUUUAAUUUCAUUAUGUCUAAGCCAUUAAGGUAGAGAAAAUUUCCUGGUUUUUAAGACAUAUUUAAAAUAGUUUUAAAUGGAGAAAAGCAACACAAUCAGUAAAUGGGGAAAAAACAUGAAAAAAAUAUCCAAUUUUCAUGGGAAAUACAGUAUUUUAGUUGUCAAGAUGUUUAUUCUGUGCUAAAAAUCAAAUGGCCACAUUCUAAAUUUAGAACAGUUAUUCAACAUUAAAAUCAUUUUCUACUUAGAGGGAACAACAUCUCUCAGUAUUGGUUUUACUGAUAUUUUGCAUUAAGCUUCUUCACUGGAGUUGGUUUCUUGCUUGAGAAGGAGUUCAAGCCUUUCUGUGUAUAUAAACCAUGAGAAUAAUGUGUCUUGCUGACAGUAAACUGUCUUAACUUUCUUUGAACAUCUCUGGUCUUGCACCAAUAUUUUGUGCAUGCAUGUAUCUGUAUGCGUGGCUGCCAAAGUUUGUCAGUAGCUUGCCAAAGUUUGGUGGUUUUUACCUUGCAGGUGACCUAUAUUGACCAGUGAGCUGAUCAAGACUUCAGAUGACAACACCUAGUCUGAAUUCAGAUGAGCUGGGUUAACUUUAGUUCAGCUUGACUGACAUUAGAUGAGCUUUUCUGACUUGAGAUUAUGAUGUGCAUGUCUAACUUUAGAUGAGCUUUCCUGGCGUCAGAUUAUGAUCUGCAUGUCUGACUUUAUGUGAGCUUUUCUGACUUCAGAUUAUGAUGUUCUUGUCUGACUUUAGAU
This is a messenger RNA of Liolophura sinensis, 5461 nucleotides long. RefSeq lists its product as uncharacterized. The record is from RefSeq and is a predicted model, not a curated record. Gene Ontology annotation, molecular function: protein binding. The transcript has 7 exons. Lineage: Eukaryota; Metazoa; Mollusca; Polyplacophora; Chitonida; Chitonidae. Bases 661 to 3792 code for a protein of 1043 amino acids.